This is a messenger RNA of Aspergillus steynii IBT 23096, 1512 nucleotides long. Its product is annotated as putative SIR2 family histone deacetylase. NCBI's taxonomy places the organism in Eukaryota, Fungi, Ascomycota, Eurotiomycetes, Eurotiales, Aspergillaceae. Gene Ontology annotation, molecular function: NAD+ binding. The transcript has a single exon. The record is from RefSeq and is a predicted model, not a curated record. The coding region runs from base 244 to 1398 and encodes 384 amino acids.
CGGUGGGAGAGCUGCAGCUUCUUCUCGGGCAUUCGUACCGAAGCAGCAUCAAUAGCUUAUCAAUAGCUCUGCUUGGUCUUUGUGCUGCUUCGCCCACAUCCUACAGCAUCAUGUGAUUGGUGAUGAGUCAGCUGGGCUGUCGAUGACUUGAGUAUUGACUCCCUUCCCUUCAAGGUUUCGCUCUUUAUCGAUCCGACUUCUAGAAUUCAGGUAUACUUCUUUCGGCUGUGCGAUGCGUCUUCAAUGACGACGCCAUCAAUCCGCAUUCCUUUCACCGGCGCAUUGCCUCCGCCGAUUAUCUUUCCUCCGUCCGCGCGCACCGUCUCCGGGGCCAUUGAUGCUCUCUUGUCCUUCUUCGCCGCACCACCGUCGCCGUAUCUUCGCGGCGUCGAUGUGGGAAGACAUUCCCAGGCGGUGCUCCUGACGGGAGCGGGAAUAUCGGUGGCUUCCGGGUUGUCCGACUACCGGGGCGAGAACGGCACCUACAUCACAAACCGGACCUACCGACCGAUCUACUUCCAUGAGUUCGUAACGCGGCAUGAAUCGCGCAAGAGGUACUGGGCCCGAAGCUUUAUCGGGUGGCCGGGAUUGGUGAAAGCCCAGCCUAACUCCACCCACCGAGCCAUUCGAGACCUGAGCGCCAAAGGCUAUAUCAGUUCCGUCGUCACGCAGAAUGUCGAUUCCUUUCAUUCCACCGCUCAUCCAGACCUCGCCACGGUGGAGCUCCAUGGCUACUUGAGGUCGGUGGUUUGCACGAGCUGCCGGAACCAGUUCUCCCGGGCUGAAUUUCAGGAGUCGCUACAGAAACUCAACCCAGCCUGGGCGGAGUUCCUGGCGAGGAUGGUCGACACCGGGGCACUCGACACAGACAAUCCGGAAGAAAGACGGCGCAAAGGCCUGAAGCUCAACCCGGACGGCGACGUGGACCUGGCCGAAGCCCCCUAUUCCACAUUCCGGUAUCCGUCAUGCCCAACGUGCUUGGAGAAAGCGCCACGGCUCGCGGAUGGAACUCCAGGCAGAGUGGACGUGGAAAGUGACGGCGCAUGGCUACCCACUUCCACGGCUGGGAUCCUCAAGCCGGCGGUGACCAUGUUCGGGGAAAACAUCGACCCGGUAGUGAAGGCCACUGCAGAAGAAGCAAUCGACGAUGCCGGUCGGCUGCUUGUUCUUGGCAGUAGCCUCGCGACCUAUUCGGCGUGGAGGCUGGUGGAACGGGCUUAUCGGAGAGGUAUGCCCAUCGGAAUCAUCAACCUCGGAGGAGUGCGGAAUGAGUCCCUCCUCUUCGGAGAAGAUGGGAAGGAGCAGCAUGUCGGAUCCACCUACAUUCGCUGCAGCCUCAGUUCCGAAUCGGUGCUGCCGUCAGUCGCAUCGCAGCUGUCAUCACUCGGGCGCUUCUAGAUGCAUAGAGCAGUAGGUAUUUCUAUUUAUACAUAGGGUGUACAUAUAUAUAGGUACCCCGUCGCACGAGUGUCGUGCCGUGGGAUUCCAGGCGCUUAAUGAUUUAUUGGCCAU